GGCGCCGCGCACCUCGAGCACCGGGCAGCGGCGGGCUCCUCGGGGCCGUGCCCCGCGCGGAGCUCCCGGGGGCGCGGGGGACCUCAGGGCCCCGCUCAGACCGGGCGGUACCCCGGCUGCCCGUCAGCUCGGCCGGGGAGGGGGCGCGGGGGUCCCCAGGGGCGCAGGCGAGCGGUCCCCGUGUCCUUAGAGGGGCGUCCCGUGUCCCUGCCCGGGGGUGCUGGGGGGUCCCCGUGUCCCCGCCCGGGGCUCCCCGUGACCGUGCCCCGGCGUUCCGAGGGUUCCCCGUGGCCGUGCUCAGAGCGGGCUACAGGCGCGGUGGGGCUCGGUGCACCGAGGGGGUCCCCGGGGCUCUGCCAGGCCCGCGCUCCGGCAUCCCGACGGAUCCCGGCGCUCCCGUGCCCCCGCCGCGGGCUCCGUGCCGUGCCGCAGCUCCGCUGUGCGGGGCCGGCCCCCCACGCUCAAUGCCGCCUCUGUUCGCCGCUCCGGCUGCUGAAAGGCACAUUGAGACCCUGCGGCAUGGGCAGCCCUGCGAUGGCGGCUGGGGAUCUCUGCCCCGGGAUGGGGGUCUCUGCCCCGGGCUGCAUGGCACGGGCUGAGCACGGCUCCGGUGGCGGCUGCUUGCCGCCCGGGCAGCCCGGAGUGCCCGUCUGCGGGAGCCCGGGGCGCUGCCACGUCCCCUGUGCUGCAGGGAGGGAGGUGGCACCGGGGGGCACUGCUGGCACAGCCCGGGGUGGGCUCACGGUGCUCACGCGUGGAGGGCACGCUGUGGGCCUGGGCAGGGGUGAGGGGGUCCCGUGUGUGCGAGGCUGGGCAGCUCAGGGUGUGUGUCCCCUGGGCACUGCGCUUCCUGCUCAGGUGUCCGCAUCCUGCUUGGGCGGAGCUGCCACGUGUCCCAGUGUCCCUGUGUGGCUUGGGGACGAGCUCACCGCUCAUCAGUGGGGUCGGUUCUCAGGGCCACAAGUGCUGGGCCAGGCUGCUCAACCACUCUGGAGGCAGCAAGGCUCAUCCUUGCCACCCGAGAGGAGCGCUCGUCCUCCCAGGACCCUGUGGGGACGUGGACACUGUGACACGGGGCUCGCCUUGAGCCGGGUGCCUCAGCUCGCUGCCUGAGCUGCGGCGACCAUGGCACAGGUAGAGCUGCCAGGCAGGUCGGGCAGUCCUGCCAACAUGCUGGGGCUCCUGGUGAGGGGGCGCAGAGGGAGCCAGGUUCUGCUCGCCCCCUGUCUGAUGCCAGUCCCGCCCUGCCAUGAGUCUAUGAGCCCCCUGCGGAUCAGCGUGGGUGGCCUGCCCGUGCUCGCGUCCAUGACCAAGGGCGCUGACCCCCGCUUCCGACUGCGCUGGAAGGCCAUCGUGCUGUCCUCGGCCUGCGUGGGGCUUCUGCUCUUGCUGCUCUGCCUGCACCGCUCGUCCCCGGCUCGGCACGGCCCCCCCAGCCCUCGCACGUGGCAGCUGGGCCUGCAGGCGGGGCAGCCCUACAAUGACACCUACCCGCUGUCCCCGCCGCAGAGGAACCCCGAGGGCGUGCGCUACCGCAUCGGCCUCAUCGCCGACCUGGACACGCGCUCGCGGGGCUCCCAGGAGCACACCUGGUUCAGUUACCUGAAGAAGGGCUACCUGGUGCUGUCGGACAGUGGGGACAGAGUGACGGUGGAGUGGGACAAGGAUGAGAGCAUGCUGCAGUCCCACCUGGCUGAGAAGGGCCGGGGCAUGGAGCUCUCGGAGCUGGUGGUUUUCAACGGGAAGCUGUACGCGGUGGACGACCGGACAGGCGUGGUCUACCAGAUCGAGGGCAACAAGGUGGUGCCUUGGGUGAUCCUCCCGGAUGGGGACGGCACCGUGGGCAAAGGCUUCAAGGCGGAGUGGCUGGCGGUGAAGGAUGAGCACCUGUAUGUGGGAGGACUGGGCAAGGAGUGGACCACCACGACAGGGGAAGUGGUGAACGAGAACCCCCAGUGGGUCAAGGUCAUCGGCUACAAGGGUGACGUGAGCCACGAGAACUGGGUGACAAAUUACAACGCGCUGAGGGCUGCAGCGGGGAUCCGGCCCCCAGGGUACCUGAUCCACGAGUCGGCCUCGUGGAGCGACACGCUGCAGCGCUGGUUCUUCCUGCCGCGCCGCGCCAGCCACGAGCGCUACAGUGAGCGCGCGGACGAGCGGCGCGGCACCAACCUGCUGCUCAGCUCCACCCAGGACUUCGGCCACGUCACCGUGGGCCGCGUGGGCGACGUGGUGCCCACCCACGGCUUCUCCUCCUUCAAGUUCAUCCCGGACACGGACGACCAGAUCAUCGUGGCGCUGAAAUCCGAGGAGGACAACGGCAAGAUCUCCAGCUACAUCAUGGCCUUCACGCUGGACGGGCGCUUCCUCCUGCCCGAGACCAGGAUCGGCAGUGUGAAGUACGAGGGCAUCGAGUUUAUUUGACAGACAUCUGGAGCGAGUGGAGGCGUGUGGGCAGGCCCUGCUAGCCUGCUCCUAGCCCGGGGUCCGUGAGGGAUGUCAGGCAGCUCUGUCCUCGGCCCUGGGCUCUCCUGUAAAGUGUUGACUGAGCUGCAGCAGGUGUGGUGCAAGUGUUUCGGCAGUGGCACCUGGUGGCAAGGGACCGCCACCACAGGGUGCUCCCGGCCCCGGGACAGCGUCCAGGUCCUGGAGUGCUGGUGCCAAGGCAGGCCCCAGUGCAGCCCUUAGCGCCCAGCCCUGAAUUGCGACAGAACCGUCCGUGCUCUGGGGUUGCUGCUGAGCCCCAGCUCUACAGCUGUGCCCUGGGUGCCAUGGGGCUCCCCGGGUGGAGUGGGGUGUGCAGCCAGAGAGGGUCAGACUGGGGGAUUUCAUCAGGCUUUUUCUUCAGAAGCUGGAUUUCCUUCCCUUUUCCCGUAAGCCGGGUGAGGUGAUGGCUGGGGUGACAGGCAGCCUGUUUCUCACUUGGGAGGGGACAGUGUCUGUGUCCCUCUGCUCCUGUGACCACAGGGGAUGCAGCAGUUCCCUCAGCACUGUGGUUCCAGCUCAGUGGCUGUGCCUAUGGGGCAGGGGGUGUGGGUGAUGGGGCCACCAGCUGUGGCCAGAUGUAAAGUGGGCCCAUCCUGGUGCCGUUCCCAGGGGUGUGCUGGCUGGCUGUCUUCUCCAAAACCUGGCUGCACAUGGCUCUGACCCCAGAAAUGCUUCCAGCCCCAGAAGUGUCAGCUCUGGGAAGAGCUGAGCGCUGGGCAGGAGCUGCGGGGAGCUGGCGACAGUGCAGCCACGCUGUGCAAGGGCUGCUGUGCUCGGUGCAGGAGCAGAGCCAGGAGCUGCAGCUCUGCUUCCCAGAGCCAGGAGCUGCAGCUCUGCCUCCCAGAGCCAGCAGCAGCUGAGGAGCGUUCGCAGCAGCCCAGGGCUCUGGCCAGGGAGCCCUCCCCGCGCUCGCCAGUGUUGUGAAACUGCUGCCGCAGCCUGUGGCCCCCAGGAGGAACUUGUGUGGUUUCAGAAGCCACAAGUGUCAAAGGGGCAUCUGCUGGCCCCAGGGCCCUCCUGACCUCCUCACCAAGGGGCUGAGGCUCCUGGGCUGCCCACGCUGACCUGGCUCAGGCCUGCCCUGCCCCAGGUCACAAGGCAGCAUAUCCUCACCCCAGGACCGCUGUUUGGCUCUGCGGUGUCCCCGCUUUGGUCCCCUUUAACACUGCCCCUAGGGCAGGUCUGCCAGCAAGUCGGGCUUCAGAGAGCUGGGCCUGGCCACUGUGGCCUGGGGGGCCCUGGUGCCCCCUGUGUCCCUCUGCUGUGCCCUGGCACUGCCCUGCUCUGGGGUCCAGCUGUGCACAGGGAGGGAGGGGGCCUGUUGGGGCAGCAGUCAGGCUGUGGCUGGGUGGAAGGAUCUGCAGAGUGGUUGGGGCCCUCCCAAGAACCCAGCCAGGCUGCUCCCCCCACCCUGUUUACAGUGUCAGCACCUCUGUGAGCCAUGCAGAGCUACAGGCCAGACAUGUGUUUUCAUUUAGCCCAGUGACUCGGCCAGUGCUGGGCUGAGCUUGUCUCUAGACAGGACCUGUCCCCAGUGCUGCAGACACGCCGGGCUUUGGCCCCUGCACGUGGCCUGGGCAUCGUGCAGCUCCUGGCCCAGGGCACCCAGGAUGCCUUUGCAGCCCAUGCUGGGUGCCAGCUGGCCACGGUCCAUGACGGCCACUCAACCAUCACUGGCACGUGGCAGUCCCUCCUGGCCUCACUCACCCUCCCAGCCCGGCACCAGCAGCUCCACAGCACCUGUUGUGGCCCCAGGGCUGUGCCGGUGGCUGUCCCUGCUCCUGGUCCCUCCUUGUCCCCUGGGCUGGAGCACCCCUGAGCCCCUGCCCCGGGCUCUGCGCUGUCCUCAGAGCUGCAGCACCAGGGCCUCGGGCAGCUGGGCCAGCAGGACUCUGCUGCUGCUGCUGCUGCUGGAGCCUCUGCACACCGAGGGCCCCACAGUGCAGCUGGCAGCCUGGGGCCCCAUCUCCAGGUGUCAUCCAGCAUCCCAGCGCUGUCAGUGCUGUCACCUCCCUCAUGUUCCCUGCAGGCUCAGGCAGCGCUUGGGCCAGGUGCAGCUGCCCAGUUCUGCUGUUUCUUCUCGCCCUGGAGGCUGAGCAUCUCUGUUACCUCCCUCCACCUCAUGUAUCCACGGCAGUGCUGUGCAAGAGGCUGGCUCAGGAGCGUGUUUUGUGGCUGUGGUGGUGGCUGUCCUGCCAACACGUGCCCAUGGCACCUGGCCCAGCUGUGCUCGAAGCUGUGGCCCUGCCUGCUCCACUGGGACAAAGGCACUGCUGGGGACGUGGAGCACUCUCAGCAGCCAGCCAGGCACAGCGGCAGCAGCAGCAUCCUGACACCCCCGUGGUGACACAGCGAGUGGGUUUGGACUGGGCUAGAGUCUGUUUUUCCCAUAUUAGAUGGUGUAGGGCAGUGUUUUGGAUUUGUGCUGGGAACAGUGUUGAUAACAGGGAUGUUUUCAUUACUGCUGAGCAGCAUUUGCACAGCUUGAGGCCUGUUCUCUUCAUCCCACCAGCGAGGGGCUGGGGGGCACAAGGAGUCGGGAGGGGAACAGAACAGCUGACCCACGGGAGAUUCCACACUCUGGAAUCAUACUCGGUGUACGGAGCCGGGGGAAGAAGGAGGAAGGGGGGGGACAUUCGGAGUGACGGUUUUUGUCUUCCCAAAUCACCAUCAGGUGCUGGAGCCCAGCUGCCCUGGGGAUGGCUCAGCACCUGCCUGCCAUGGGGAAGGCUGAAAGAAUUCCCUGCUUUGCUUUGCUUA
Molecule: messenger RNA, 5247 nt
Organism: Motacilla alba alba
Lineage: Eukaryota; Metazoa; Chordata; Aves; Passeriformes; Motacillidae
Gene: CANT1
Product: calcium activated nucleotidase 1
Exons: 4
Coding region: 1126-2424 (432 amino acids)
Biological process (GO): proteoglycan biosynthetic process
Molecular function (GO): GDP phosphatase activity; calcium ion binding; UDP phosphatase activity
Source: RefSeq, a predicted model, not a curated record